AUGCCUACCUCUAAUACCUUCCUGAGUGGUCUCGCUGCCUUUGCUGCUCUCACCCAAUUAGCAUAUGCAACCACUUGCCAGCAUCAACCUAUCAACUCUAUUCAAUAUUGCCAGGAAACCACCGCCAUCACCUACUCAAACAUUGCUGACUCCGGUACCUAUCAAGAUGUUUCCGGCUAUGAUAUGGAUUCUUGCACUUGCUCUUUCACGCCCAAGGACUUCUCUGGUGGACUAGCUCCUUUGAACGAAGAGCUCUCUCUCCAUCUCCGUGGGCCUAUCAUCCUCAAGAAGUUCGCUGCCUACACCCCCAACACAAAGGCCAAGCGCCAUGAGGAUCACGUCCGCCGCCAUGCCCAUGGCCACCUGCGCAAGCGUAAGGAUAAUGUCCUCACAGUCACCUCAACUACUACCAUCACAAUCACUGUUCCUGCUUCAGAUGCUACUCCAGCUCCAGGUUCUGGAGGUCAAGGAAGUAAUGGAGGCUAUGGAGACAUCUGCUGCCGCCCCACUGCAAGCAGCGCGAGUGCUGUCACCGGGGACUGGAACCGAAUCUCAUUCUUCGAUGCCGAGGCAGGUAAAGCUGAUGGCCUGGUAUUUUUGAACCACAUGGGUGGGCAAGGAUCUGGAACAUUCGACAAUUGCUUCGGAAACUCAAUCUCUUACGCCAAUGGAACCGCCAAUGGUGGUUCUGCAAAGCCCACCAUUUUGGAAGAUAUUCUGAUUCCUUCCAAUAACGAGUUCAUUAUUAUGACCGACCGCCCAUGCGAAGGAAAUGACUGUGGAGUCCACCGCCCUGGAAUCCCAGCCUACCACGGAUUUGGAGGCGAUAACAAAGUCUUUCUCUUCGAGUUCCAAAUGCCCGAAGACAAGAACUGCCCCGAGUUCAACCGCAAUAUUCCUGCUAUCUGGGCACUCAACGCUAAAAUCCCUCGCAACGUUCAGUACGGAAAAUGCUCUUGCUGGGACACUGGAUGUGGUGAAAUCGAUCUCUUCGAGACCCUUGUUGAUGCCGACGACUUCCUUAAGACCCACUACCACUCCAAGCAGGGUGCCGUUGGCAAGUACGGAGGCGGUGGUGCUCCCGACUUCUUUGCCAGGCCUUACUCAAAGCCUAUCCAGGCUGCGGUUGUUUUUUCGGGUACAAGUGUUACGAUCAAGGUUCUCGAUGAGGAUACUUCAUUUGCCGAGGCACUGAGUAGUGACUUUGUCAAGGGUUGCGAGAAGAGCGUCUCAGUCUUCGCUGUUCCAUCAUAA
Messenger RNA from Morchella importuna, 1254 nucleotides. RefSeq lists its product as uncharacterized. Lineage: Eukaryota; Fungi; Ascomycota; Pezizomycetes; Pezizales; Morchellaceae. The record is from RefSeq and is a predicted model, not a curated record. Gene Ontology annotation, cellular component: fungal-type cell wall. Bases 1 to 1254 code for a protein of 417 amino acids. The transcript is spliced from 4 exons.